Messenger RNA from Staurois parvus, 293 nucleotides. NCBI's taxonomy places the organism in Eukaryota, Metazoa, Chordata, Amphibia, Anura, Ranidae. The record is from the annotation of a GenBank genome assembly.
GAUGGUAUGUCUAUGCAAAUUCAUCCUUGUUUGCAACUUCUGUCCUGUUUCGUCAGCAAUGUGAAAUUCAUUAAGAAAUGGAUCCUUUUGUUUGGUCACAAAUAAUGGAAACAAACCCUGCAAUAAAAAACGCUGCAAACUGUACAACCAAAUUAAUCCAUCAAAAAGUGUCAGACACUCAAAAGGGAUCUUCAAUAUCUCCGGAUCAUACAGCUGCACCUCUAGUAAUGUUGUGUACCUUAUCCAGUGCAGAAAAUGUAGCAAAGGAUCUUAUGUUGGCGAAACAGGACAGA